Molecule: messenger RNA, 4314 nt
Organism: Caenorhabditis sp. 36 PRJEB53466
Lineage: Eukaryota; Metazoa; Nematoda; Chromadorea; Rhabditida; Rhabditidae
Source: the annotation of a GenBank genome assembly
AUGGGAAAACCAAGAAAGGUGACAGCCGCUCACAGGAAAUCUCAACGGUUGCUGACUGAAAAAAAUCGGGAACAACGGAAAAAGAAAGAUGUGCAGUUGGAGCAGUUGAAAAUUCAACAGGCAGAGUGGUCCGAGAAAGAGAGAACUCUGCUUCGGAAGUUGGAACAUCUGAAGAACGAGGUCGAAGAAGGCGAAAAACUUUCCAACUUUCUGAGGCAGCAGAAUGUUAUUCUCCGCGAAGAAGAGAAAGAAAUAGAGGAAAUAUAUCGUCAGGCUCGGGCAGAUGCUCAGCGUUAUCAGAGGGAAAUGGAAAAUCUUCGAAGCUCAUAUAGCGAACACUUCUCGACCGCCGUCUUACUUGUAUCACAGAACCAGGCAAAGCAGCACGAAGAAACAAUCUCUCCGCUCAUAAAGCAACUGCCGAAGCUGACAGCUUCGAAAUUCCGGAAGUCAUAUGGUGAUCUUCAGAAACAGCAUACGAAAGACGAGCGAUUCAAAGCACUUCUGGAGGAUAUCGAGACGUUUACCGGCACAGCUCACCUUGAUGCAUUUGUCACCGAUUUCAUCCACUAUGUAUCAGCCAACAAAAACCUGUCCUUCCGACUGACUUUGACCGACUGGGACUCAUUCGUGCUGGCUGUUCAUCUGAGGAUGUCUGAUGGUUUUAUGAAGUCGUUAAAGUCGUUUCUUGAGAGCCGACUUUCCUUCGACGUAAUCGGCUCACGGUACGCUAUUCAAGAGACCAGAAAAAAGUUUGCACCAGGAGCCAACUACAAAAUUGAAAUCGAAACUUGUGAGAAACUGACGAAAACCGGCACUCGUAUCGUUGUUCACUCGGCGGUGGUCGGAAUCACUCGAUUGGAGGAAGUGCUCAGUCAUCGGAUUCAGCAACUGCACAAAUCAGGACUUCUCCGCUUCGACGCUGUCACGAAGGACGACAUCCUAGUUGGAGUUGCCGGCGACAAAGGAGGCGAUCAGACCAAGCUCGCCAUGAUCAUCGCCAACGCUCAAACUCCGAACGAUCCGAAAGGAUGCCUGCUGCUCGGUUACUACAGUGGAAACGAUGACUACUUCACGCUGAAGGCUAAAAUAGGUUAUGUGUUCCAGCAGGUGUGUGUCUGCCAAUUUGGGCACUCUUAGAACUUAUCUUUUAAGGUGAACGAACUGAACAACCUUACUUACGAAGAAAACGGAACUCCCGUCAGCAGAAAAGUCCGACGAAUUCCGCUGGGCGACUGCAAGUAUCUUUCGUCCCUUUACAACCACCCAGGUCAAGCGUCCAGAUGCCCGUGCUUCUUGUGUAAAAAAUCAUGGACAACACACGGCUCGAACGCAGCUCUUGUUGCAACAUUCAAGUUCGAAGAGUGUGGAGAAGCAAGAACUCUGGAUGAGGUACACGACGAAGCGCUGAUGAAGGUUGAUCCGGCUACGUUGGCACCUCCGACGUUCCACUCAAUUGCGGGUGUCACGAAAACAUACGUGCUUGAUCCCCUCAUUGCGCUCUGCAAUCAGCUUGAUUCAAAGGGUCAGACGUUGCCGAGGAGCCUGAAAGAACAAAGGAAAGUAUUGAAGAAUAGAAAAGAGGAGGUCAGCAAGUACACUGCUCGCGUUGAUAGUGUUCAGCAAUCGAAGCUGUUGGCCGAGAAAGCAGCAGAAAUUCUCGAAAAGGCUACAACCACAAGAAGAGGACGUCCGAGUCGAGCGGAAUCUUGCGGAUCAUCAUUUUGCCUUGUAUCGAAAAGCAGAAAGAAUACGUUCCAUCCUCUUCAUUCAUUCACGUGCGCCGAUUGUGUGAGGAAAGUUCAUUCGGUUUGCGCUUUCCGAUUCACGGAUGAAGACGAAUUCGAACUUCCCAAUACGACUGCAAAAUGCCUCGACUGCAGCGUUGGAGCCAAUAUGUCACACGACACCCGGAGAACACUUCUCGGACGACUCACUUCCAAAAUCGAUGCAGAGUUGCAAGAGGAUACUGUCAUUCUUCAGGAAGCCGCCGAAUUAAUGGAAGAGCUCGAGAACAACCUGCAAAAAUCAUCGGGACCUACUCGGAGACGAUUCGAAGAAGCUCUGCGUUCUUUCGGUGUCGACCAAAGAGCGUGGCUCCAGGAGUUCAACGGAAACAGCAUUCGGAACAUUCUCCGCUCAGAGAAUAUUCAGAAACUGCUCGCAGUUUUCCCCCCGAAUCCAUUCAUCACAAAGAUUGGACGCGUCAUGGAGAAUUUGGGCCAUCUCAUGUCCAGUGCGGACACAUCGGCGAAAACGGACUCCGAAAUCGAUGAAAUCGAGAGUCACGUCAAUUCUCUCGUUCGGAAUCUUCGCAGUACGAUGCCGCAGGCCGUGGUCACUCCAAAACUGCACUUGAUUUGUUCGCAUUUGAUCCCAUUCCUCCGAGCGAACAGAUCAUGGGGACGGUUGACCGAGCAGUCGAUUGAGUCACUGCACGCACUGUUCAACUCGCUGAACACUCGAUUUGCUUCCGUCCGCAACGAGAACCUUCAUGCGCAGCUGAUGGUCCAGCAGAUGACUUGUUUCAACGUGAUCUACGAUUCUAAUGUUUCAUUCAACUGAUCUCUUCUUUGUCACAUUCGUAUUUGUUUUCGUAAAAAUGAUUUAUUUUUGAAAAAUCGGUGUUAUCUGUAAACGAAAAAUUACCGUCCAUUACGGGUUUUCAUACCGGAGCGAAUGGCUUAUUUAUGUUGUACAACUGGAGUAUUUUUCUUGUUGCACGUUCUCGAAGUGCAGAGCUCAAUUGGAGUCUUCCUGAAACGUAUUGCGGCGAGAACACAUAAAGCUACAACCCUGACUGACCGCGUUUCGUGUUUUCCGCUGGGAAGUUCCUUGCAGUCCAUGAAUGUACCGAUUUCGCCAAGUUCGCAUCGUCUGAAACGUUUUUUGAGCGUUCUAGAGCCUUUUUGCAAGAGAAAAUGAACUGAAAACAAAACAGAUUAUUUAUUCUCAGAAAAAUCGAGUUUUACAAUAAGAAAAACGAAAAUGCGGCGAGAAAAAUCACGGAUCGCAUAUUGCGCCAGCAAAGGCGAAAAACGCGCCAACCAUUCAAAAAGCGCGUCACCAGUCCCGCGACUCCGCCCAUAUUGUCAGUUCUGGAGACCGUGACAGCUGAGAUAAAAAGAGAAUCAAUAUGCAGAGACCUAGGAUUUCUGAUCUCUUCAAAUCUAGAUUUCGCGGACCACUGGAAGAAGACCAUUCAAAAAGCAAACAUAAUGACAGCGAACCUUUUCAAGUUUUUUUACUCCCCAAACACACGCCUGAUGACCCUUUUAUUCAAAACAUUCGUACGGCCCAUACUUGAAUACGGCACUAUUGUCACAUGUCCUUCUAAAAAAGCUACGAUAAGAGCAAUAGAACAGGUUCAGAGUAACUUCUCUCGUAAGCUUUGGUUACGGAAAAUAGGAGCUUUCGUACCUCGAGAUUCGCCAAACUACAUAAACGCCAGCGAACGUCGCCGUCAAUUUAACCUCGAAUCACUAGAGACUCGCCGAUCACAUUUAGAUAAGAAGUUUUUAAUCAAAUUGUUAGCUAACAAAGUCGACAUCAAUCCUGAUGACUUUUUCCUACGCUUAAACACUACACGGACUAGACGGAGUCACGUUUACCGAUGGAAGACUCCAAAAUCGAAGCUAAGACACAACUUUUUUACACACCGAGUCUUAUCAAAGAUGAAUCUGGCACAGGCAUCUGUUAAAUGAUCAUCUCUUUCCUUUUACGCGGGCAAGUAGCUGAAGAUUCCCCAUUUAUUCCCCCCAUUUAUUCCCCCCAACUCCCCCACAUCUCCUCCCCCUCUUUUUUUCUCCUUCUCCACGUUAAUAAACGUAAAUAAAUAAAUAAAUAAAAAAAUAUUGCCAUUUUUCAGGUGCAAUCGGGCGGAGAACGCAGUGUCGCCACUAUGCUCUACCUGCUCGCCCUCCAACAACUGUGCCCGGUGCCUUUCCGAUGCAUCGACGAGAUCAAUCAGGGAAUGGAUCCGACGAACGAGCGAAAAGUGUUCGAUAUUAUGGUCGGACUGUGGAAUGGCAGUCAGGGAGCACUCACGAAGACCCAGUACUUCUUGUGAGAUCUCUUUUUUUAGGUUAUCGAUGAAUUCUGCGUGUUUAGGCUGUCUCCGAAGCUUCUUCACGGUCUGGAUAUGCGCGAGAACGUGAAUGUGGUCAUGGUGAACAGUACGCUCACGACUUCUCACGGAGAAGUACGCAAAAUGCUAUUUUUCUAGCACUUUUUUCUCAAAGUCACUUUUUACAGAUCUACGACACCGAAUCGAAGCUCGCGGCGUCGCUGUCCCGUCUUCAAACCCGCGCCUAA